This is a messenger RNA of Thalassophryne amazonica, 2026 nucleotides long. RefSeq names its product v-akt murine thymoma viral oncogene homolog 3b (gene akt3b). The coding region runs from base 506 to 1945 and encodes 479 amino acids. Lineage: Eukaryota; Metazoa; Chordata; Actinopteri; Batrachoidiformes; Batrachoididae. The record is from RefSeq and is a predicted model, not a curated record. Gene Ontology annotation, molecular function: ATP binding; protein serine/threonine kinase activity. The transcript is spliced from 13 exons. Gene Ontology annotation, biological process: protein phosphorylation.
UGAGAAGGUGUGAGUGAUGUGAGGAAAUGAGGGUAGGGGAGAAGGAAAGGAGGAGACGGGAAAUGUGUUAAGGCUCUGAACAAUGAGUCGCUGCAACCAUUUGAGGAGGGAAGCUAUCAACUGACCUGUUCUGUCCUUUCUCUCCCUCUGUUUCAUUCCAGACUGACUCACUACUGGACUGCCAAACCACAGAAGAAGACAUCUGAGCAAACACGAGAGUGAGGGAACAGGCAACUCAGAAACGGAGGGAGGGGGAGGAAAAACUAAAGGAGGUGAGGAAGACUAGCAGGGGGCAGAGUGAGAAGGCAGCCAAGGAAAGUCAGAUCAGAGCCGUAGAGCAAGAGGGUGAAAGGAAGUGAUUGACAAGUCACACAGGGUGAGGGAUUGGAGGUCAGAGGUCAAGUGAUCAGACUGACCACUGAUUCAGCUUGACUGCCCAAAUCCAACAGUUGUGUCUUCACUGUUGCCACACUGGGAAAACUGGUGAGGAGGAGGAGGAGCCACCAUGAGCGACCAGAACGUCGUCAAGGAAGGCUGGGUCCAGAAACGAGGCGAGUACAUCAAGAACUGGCGGCCGCGCUACUUCCUGCUGAAAAUGGACGGGUCCUUUAUUGGCUAUAAGGACAAGCCACAGGACUCGGAUCUGGCCUAUCCACUCAACAACUUCUCUGUAGCAAAAUGUCAGCUGAUGAAGACGGAGCGGCCGAAGUCAAACACCUUCAUCAUCCGCUGUCUGCAGUGGACCACGGUCAUCGAGAGGACGUUUCACGUUGACACGCCUGACGAGAGGGAUGAAUGGGCUGAGGCCAUUCAGAUGGUUGCGGACUCGCUGGCCAAGCAGGAAGAGGAAGGAAUCCUGUGCAGUCCAACAUCUCAGAUUGAGAACGUCAACGAAGAGGAGAUGGACACUUCCAUCAGCCACUACAAACGCAAGACAAUGAAUGACUUUGACUAUCUGAAGCUUCUGGGUAAAGGCACCUUUGGGAAAGUCAUUCUGGUGAGGGAGAAGGCGAGCGGCACGUAUUAUGCCAUGAAGAUCCUCAAGAAAGAAGUCAUCAUAGCCAAGGAUGAAGUUGCUCACACACUGACAGAAAGUAGAGUAUUAAAAAACACUCGGCAUCCAUUUCUAACUUCUCUGAAAUAUUCGUUCCAGACGAAGGAUCGGCUGUGCUUUGUCAUGGAGUACGUCAACGGCGGCGAGUUGUUUUUCCACUUGUCGAGAGAGCGAGUGUUUUCAGAAGACCGCACCCGUUUCUACGGCGCUGAGAUCGUCUCUGCUCUCGAUUACCUACAUUCUGCAAAGAUUGUUUACCGCGAUCUGAAGUUGGAGAACCUGAUGUUGGACAAAGAUGGUCACAUCAAAAUCACAGACUUUGGUCUCUGCAAAGAAGGAAUCACUGACACGGCUACCAUGAAAACCUUCUGCGGGACUCCGGAGUACCUGGCUCCUGAGGUGUUGGAGGACAAUGACUACGGGCGUGCGGUAGACUGGUGGGGUUUGGGCGUGGUGACAUAUGAGAUGAUGUGCGGCCGCCUGCCGUUCUACAACCAGGACCAUGAGAAACUGUUCGAACUCAUCCUCAUGGAGGAGAUCAAGUUCCCACGCACGCUGUCUGCAGACGCCAAGUCGCUGCUGUCCGGGCUGCUCAUCAAGGACCCCAACAAAAGGCUGGGCGGUGGACCGGAUGACGCAAAGGAGAUCAUGCGACACAGUUUCUUUGGUACAAUCGACUGGCAGGAUGUCUACGACAAGAAGCUGGUCCCGCCCUUCCAGCCACAGGUCUCCUCGGAGACAGACACGCGUUACUUUGACGAGGAGUUCACAGCACAGACCAUCACCAUCACUCCACCGGAAAAAUACGACGAGGACGGGAUGGACGCGGCGGACAAUGAACGAAGGCCUCACUUCCCGCAGUUCUCCUAUUCAGCCAGCGGGCGGGAGUGAGCGCUCCAGACCAGUAUCGUUCCGAUUUGUGGCCAUUUUGAGGAAAACACGUAGCCAUUUUAGGAAAAAAGAAAAAGAACA